CUUUCAUAUAAAGAAUACAUACUUAAUAGUUAAUAUCAAUUUGAUCAUUGAUUAAUGUCUGCUAGACUUGGCCCCUAAAUCUCAACCUCCACCUCUCUCUCUCUCUCUCUCUAGUAUACAUACACAGGCGCACUUUCUCUCUCUCCCGCAAUUCUGCCGGAAAGAAUCACAAGUUUCUCCUCGGAUUUCAGUCUCUCAGCCCAUCGCCGCUGCAACACAUCACACAAAAUCAAUCUGUCCCAAUGAGGAUUCUCCCUUUUGUCAUCAUCACCCAUCACCGUUUCUUGAUCUUUCUUGCAGGUCUACAAUGGUGACUUCUUGCCGACUAAAUCUGCAAAUUAUCGAAAUGCCAGUGGCCAACUCCGCCGUGUAGACCGCUCCUCGAUUCCAAAUGGUGGCGGCCGCCGCGGCGCCUUCGACAGCGCCGGCCGACUCACAAAACCCGAAAACCUCAAAUCCCCGGCCGCCGUUGCUGCCGUCGGAGAAGGACAACAACUACAACUCUCCGGCCAAUCUGAAAAAGCCCAAAUCGAAAAUCGUAUCUUCCAGAUACAUGGCCGCCGCCCGUUCCCCUUCCUCCUCCUCUUCUAGAAGGUUCCCUUUCACCGCACCAUCGAACCCGGCCUCCGCCGCACUGAACCGGUCCGUCUCCGUCGACCGGAGCCGUCCCCGUCACCCCCAGCCCGGUCCUGAUCCUAAACCGGAUUCUUCCGCCGCCACGAAGCUCCUCGUGGCCUCCACCAGGAGCUUGUCAGUCUCCUUUCAAGGAGGAGCUUUUCCCCUGCCCUUUAGCAAGUCUAAACCGGUGCCGGCUAAGAACACGGCCACGCCGCCGCGCCGGAAAAUCGAUCAUACGGAAAACUCUAAACCUGACCAUCAGCAUCGCUGGCCGGCGAGGAGCCGAUCGGCGAAUGCCCUGUCUACGAGUGUAAAUGGAUCCCCAAAUGGUAUUCAUUCCUUCCGGCGAUCAAUGAUCGCCGGCAAUCAGAGGCCGAGUCUCGAUUUAGGCGACUCCGAGCUACCGAAGGAUCGGAAUUCAGUUCACAACUAUGCAUCAGGGCUGUAUGAUCUCACUGCAUCCGAUUCCGACAGCGCAUCCUCCGGCAGCACUACCGGCGUCCAAGAAUCACGACGGUUGUCGUCGUCGCCGGGGCAAAACAGGCCAAAUGGAAUCAUAGUCUCAGCUCGGUUUUGGCAAGAAACGAACCGGCGGCUGCGGAGGCUGCAGGAUCCCGGCUCGCCGUUGUUGUCAACCAGUCCUGCCUCUAAGCUAAUUGUGCCACCGAAAUUGAUAUCGUCUCCCCGGCCGUAUAUUAGACCUGCGUCGCCUAGCAAGGGCAUUAUGCCUCCGGGAUCAUCUCCGGCUGCGAGGAGUAAUAGUCCUUCACGGAAUCGAAAUUCCGGUAGUACUCUAAGUACUAGUUUUAGUGAUUCGCCAAUUGCCGGUCGAUGUUCAGUUGAUGCUCCGAGAAGGAAAGCAGGGGAGAAUAAAAUUGUCGACGCACAUGUAUUGAGGCUUCUCUACAACCGGCAGAUGCAGUGGCGGCUCGUAAAUGCUAGGACCGAAGCACUCCGGCUCGUGCAGAAACGGCGCGCGGAGAAGAAUCUUUGGAACGCGUGGAUAACGAUUUCGAAUCUACGCGACUGUCUCACCAAAAAGAGGCAUCGAUUGCAGCUGCUGCGGCAGAAGCUGAAGCUCGCCGCCAUUCUUAAAGGCGAGAUUAGCUUUCUCGAAGAUUGGGCGUCGCUCGACGAGCAGCACUCGAUUUCUCUAAUCGGAGCCAUCGAAUCUUUGAAGGCCAGCACACUUCGCCUCCCCGUCAUAGGCGCAAUCGCGAACGUCCAAUCGUUGCAAGAUGCAAUCGGUUCGGCAGUCGACGUCAUGCAGGCGACGGCGUCGUCGAUACAUCUGCUUCUGCCGCAGGUCGAGGAAGUGAACGAAUCAGCUCACGAGCUCGCAAAAGUCACCGCGGAAGAACGAGCAUGGCUGGAACAAUGCACCGACGUCAUAUCGCUUCUCGCAGCCUUACAGGUUAACGGCAUCAGUCUGAGAACACAUAUGCUCCAAAGUGACCGUUCGAGUUUGAGACCUUUGCGACGGCCAGAUGUGCUGUCCAAGCGAUCGAUGUUUUGACAAGGUACCGAUGUUUUUGUAGCGAAGAAGAAGGUACAAUAACAACGGGACAACAAAUGAUCGAACAAAUGAAUAUAUGACUAACUAGUCUUAGGCUACUGGUUUCGCAAUUUUCCGUCGAGGUUGUCUUGUCCAGUUCGAUCCCGUUCCAUUCCGACGGUCCCGGUUCUUACAAGAACUCAUCUUUGGCUAGCACAGAAUAACUGGUGGUUGUGUGUGUGUAUAUAUAUAUAUAUAUAUAUAUAUAGAUGAUGUAAUGUUCUAACAGCAUCAGCCAUUCUUGUUCAAUUCUAUAAUUGUUUUCCUAUACAUAAAUACAUACAUAUUAGUAUGCGCA
Andrographis paniculata is the source of this 2471-nucleotide messenger RNA. RefSeq names its product QWRF motif-containing protein 2. The transcript has 6 exons. Gene Ontology annotation, cellular component: cytoplasm; centrosome; nuclear microtubule. The coding region runs from base 392 to 2134 and encodes 580 amino acids. NCBI's taxonomy places the organism in Eukaryota, Viridiplantae, Streptophyta, Magnoliopsida, Lamiales, Acanthaceae. The record is from RefSeq and is a predicted model, not a curated record. Gene Ontology annotation, biological process: centrosome cycle; spindle assembly. Gene Ontology annotation, molecular function: microtubule binding.